CGCCAAGUACGAGCUGGGGAAGGAGGUGGGUCGCGACCAUUUCGGCCACACCUGCUCGCGCGCGCCCGCAAGGGAGACAUGAGAGGCCAGGUCAUGGCUGUCAAGGUCAUCUCCAAAGCCAAGAUUCGUGAGAAGUACCUAUCAUUGAAGAAAGGUACCCGACCAGACAUAACAACGGCAAUUGAAGAUGAGCUUCACAGUGCUCGAUCUUCAUUUGAGCAAGCCCGUUUCAACCUGGUCACUUCACUUUCCCAUGUCGAGGCAACGAAGAGCUAUGAAUUUUUGGAGGCUGUUAGUGCGACGAUGGACUCACAUCUUCGAAUUUUAAACAAGGAUAUGAACUAUUGCAUCAAAUGGAACCAUAUAUUAAUCAGUUGGGAGAGGUGA
Zea mays is the source of this 387-nucleotide messenger RNA. Its product is annotated as ADP-ribosylation factor GTPase-activating protein AGD3-like. The transcript has 6 exons. Gene Ontology annotation, molecular function: GTPase activator activity. The coding region runs from base 79 to 387 and encodes 102 amino acids. The record is from RefSeq and is a predicted model, not a curated record. NCBI's taxonomy places the organism in Eukaryota, Viridiplantae, Streptophyta, Magnoliopsida, Poales, Poaceae.